Molecule: messenger RNA, 4985 nt
Organism: Apus apus (common swift)
Lineage: Eukaryota; Metazoa; Chordata; Aves; Apodiformes; Apodidae
Gene: GPRC5B
Product: G protein-coupled receptor class C group 5 member B
Exons: 4
Coding region: 380-1543 (387 amino acids)
Biological process (GO): G protein-coupled receptor signaling pathway
Cellular component (GO): signaling receptor complex; extracellular exosome; plasma membrane
Molecular function (GO): protein kinase binding; G protein-coupled receptor activity; protein kinase activator activity
Source: RefSeq, a predicted model, not a curated record
AGAUAAGAUAUAUUUGCAGGCUUUGGUCAGAAGACUUCAGCUGUUGAAAGCUUCAUUGAUUUUUAACCAUAACAACUUUUUGAUUACAACUGUGAGAUUUUCUGUUUCUGCUUAGCUGCUUGUAAUUGUCCUUCGUACCUGCUGGGGCAGCUUUGUGCCUGCCGUUCUGUAGUGAUUCCACACCAGCUAAGGUGGAGAACUUUACUCUGUUGAAAACAGGGGAGUUGUUACUGUUGUCAUUGAGAGCAGAUUUUUGAUCAGAAACUGAGAACUGGAUUUCCAAGCUGUCCUGCUAAUUGUUUGCUGCUUUUGCCUGAAAUGGGUAAAGUGUAUUGAUUCAUUUUGAGUGCUCCUGAUUGCUCUGGGUUCAGACAGAAAAAUGAAAACCUACCCAGCUAUUGGUUUCUUCCUCCUCUUCGUGAUCAGCUAUGGCUCCUCUGAAAACUCAAGUACAUCCAGAGGGUGUGGACUGGAUCUCCUCCCUCAGUACGUGUACCUGUGUGACCUGGAUGCCAUCUGGGGAAUAGUGGUGGAGGCCGUUGCGGGGGCAGGUGUGCUGACAACGUUACUGCUGAUGCUGAUUUUGCUGGUGAGGCUGCCCUUCAUCAAGGACAAGGAGAAGAAGAGCCCCCUGGGAAUGCACUUCCUCUUCCUUUUUGGGACUCUGGGACUGUUUGGGCUGACAUUUGCUUUCAUCAUCCAAGAAGAUGAAACGGUGUGCUCUACCCGAAGGUUUCUGUGGGGAGUUAUCUUUGCUUUGUGCUUCUCGUGCUUGCUAGCUCAAGCCUGGAGACUUCGUAGACUAGUCCGACAUGGGAAGAGCCCCUCUGGCUGGCAUCUAGCUGGUGUGGCAAUCUGCCUGAUGCUCGUUCAGGUCAUUAUUGCAACCGAGUGGUUAAUACUGACAAUUGUCAGAGAUAACAAGUUGGCCUGCAGCUAUGAACCCAUGGAUUUUGCUAUGGCUUUGAUUUACGUGAUGUUCCUGAUGGUAUUUGCCAUGGGAUUUUCUCUUUUCACUCUCUGUGGAAAGUUCAAGAAAUGGAAGAAAAACGGUGUAUGCCUCAUUAUCACCCUUUUUUUUUCCGUUUUGAUUUGGGUAGCCUGGAUGACUAUGUACCUCUUUGGUAACGCUGAGCUAAAGAGAAGAGACAAAUGGAGUGAUCCCACUCUUGCUAUUGCACUGGUGUCCAGUGGUUGGGUGUUUAUUAUUUUUCAUGCCAUCCCGGAGGUCCACUGUACCAUCCUUCCAUCACAGCAGGAAAAUACUCCCAAUUAUUUUGAUACUUCACAGCCAAGGAUGCGUGAAACUGCGUUUGAGGAAGACAUACAGCUUCCUCGGAGCUACAUGGAAAAUAAAGCAUUUUCAAUGGAUGAGCAUAAUGCAGCGCUAAGAACGGCAGGAUUUCGAAACGGCAGUUUGGGAAGCCGACCUAGUGCUCCUUUUAGAAGCAAUGUUUAUCAGCCAACUGAGAUGGCAGUUGUGCUAAAUGGUGGGACUAUACCAACUGCUCCGCCAAGUUACACUGGACGACACCUCUGGUGAAAGGCUGUAGGCUGUAGAGAAUAAGAAUCCUUGUUGCAGAUGUUGUUCCCUGGCAGUGUGUCUUUGAGGGAGGAAUCCGUAACAGUACCAGAACAAAGCAACAAAACAUCCAGGAGCUUUUGAAAUCCUGCAGAGGAUUUUGUUGAAAUGUGAACACCAUUGAACUGAUAAUUGCAAAAACAAAAUUGUAAAACUGAAGCUAAAUCUAAUUUAAAAUAGAUGUAGGCACACCUUAAAUUGGAAGAGGGAGAUGAUGUAUUCUGAAAUGUAAGGUAUUCUCUUGUCUGUAACUAGUGUGUGAGGCAAGCCUGUUUUUGGUGGUUGCCAGUUGCUUGCAUACUACCCUCCUCUCACCUAAACUGAAUUCAUGUUGCCACAAGAGUUUGCCACUACAGGGUGAAAACAAUGCAAGAUUUCCUUCUGUUUUGCUCCUCUUCCCUUCAUUUCAAACAUCAUGAAAAGUACCUUGUUUGCUUCAUUAUCUAGCCGCACUGUGAAGUCACAGCACGCGUAGUCAGGCAUUGUCACUCUGUGGCAACUGAAUUACCACUACCCCGUAGGCUGACACUCCUGAAAAAGCUGGCGUAGGAAACACAGUUCUGGAGGGAUGAAAGGUCUGUGCAUGUUUCAUGCGAGUUAUGGAGCUUCUUGAGGCAGAGAGACAAAGCGUGGGCCCAGCACAGAGGCAGCUCGUCUGGGCCACGGGGGAUCCGCUCCCCAUUAUUGCAGGCACAGCUCCGAGCUGUGCAGCCUCAUAUCUCCUGCAGCCAUUGAGUGAAACUGGAGGGAUGUGGUUCUGCUGGGGAGAGAGCAGGACUGGAGUUUGCCAGGAGCUCGUUGGGUGAGAGGGUGGAUUAAAGGCGAUGGCCGCGCUCCAGGCCCAGCUGCCUGUCCAGGUGGCCGCGCUGGGGCAGCUCUGGUGGGGCCGGGGCCUCCCUUCCCACUCCUGCUCACAGGAGUCAUCCCCUUGGCUGCUGCUGGUUGUGCAUUUACACGUGGUUGUGCAUUUUAGUGCCUAGCGAGUAGAAUCUCCGUGCUGGAGGUGGUUUGUUGUUGUUUUUGUUUCUUUAAGGUGGUUUCUUCCUUACUCCUCCCCUCCAUGUCUUUGAGUUGACAUAAGGCAGACUUUCUCAAAGCUUUUUAUCUUUGUUUUCUCCAGGUAAUUGAAAAAGUUCCCAUUGCCCAUUGUUUGUGCCAUGGUUUUUCAUUAUGUUUAAGCAAUCAUUCCUUUAUUUAACAUUUAAUACAUAUCAGACAUUGAAAACAUCAUUGUAUCCUGUUUGGCCAAUGUUAAUCUUAGCUUUUCUCAAUACUAAAAGCUAAUUGUUUUUACUUGAGGGCAUAGGAAAUAUAUAACAUUUAAACCUUGCAUAUGCUGUAAUAAAAAUAUAUAUUUUCAAACUAAAAAAAUAUAAUGUACAAAUAACUGAAUAGCUUAGUAGCUUCACAGAAAGAAGUUACUUGCUGUAUACUGCAAAAGAAAAACAAGCUUUUUAUUUUUCAAGAGUCUUCCUGAUUCUUCAUGUACCUCCAUUUCUACUGAAUUAGGAACCUAGUCCUGCAGACUUGUACUCCCACCAGUAGUCCCACCAACACCAGUAGGCCUACAUACAGGUACAGAGGCUGCAAGACCAGUCCCUAAGGGUUGCACACAGAUACAUAUGUAUAUAUAUAGAGAAAAAAGAUAUAUUGCCAUUCUUGCCAUGAUCAUCUUAUGGGGUUUUAUUUUAAAGCCCUUCUCUUCCAGAAGCAAUGUUUUUCUGUUAUGCAUGAGCAAAGGAGUAUGUUAGUUCCCCCCUGCCCUUCCCUCCUCAAGGCAAAGGAAGCAUGUGCUUGUUUAGGGAUUGCUUAUUUUAUUUUGUAAGUGACUCGAUGGCCUUAGUAACCAAGUAGGGUAGGGGUGGUAUUGCAUGCUAUCCAGUGACUUAUUUUAAGUAAAGCUUUGAUCAAAUAAGAUAGUAUUUAAGAUAAUGAUAGUUACCCAGAAGAUGCAUCACUUGGAAUGCUAAAAACCUUAUUACCAUCACUUGCCUGCAGAAUUUUGCUUUUAAAAACCUAUUAAAAAACCUUCACAAAACUCAACUGUAAGAACAUAUAAGAUGACCAUGGCAUAAAUGGUAAGACAGCUUUCUUUUUAAAAAAAGUUUAACAUGCUACAACCAAGAUUUAUGAAUUAUAGUAAACAUUUUACAGACCUUGGACAAAAUCUGUACAAGAUACAGUUAUCUUAAGGAACAUUUUUUUUUUAUUUUUCUAGAUGUGACUGAAUUGAUAAAUAGAGUUCCCAAUCCUGCUCCUGCUGAAGUUGUUUGGAAUUUGAGGCCUUAUGCAAAGAUAGGCCAGAGCCUACAAACUGCUACGCACGUGACUAGUCUCAUUGGGUUAGUCAUGUGGACUAUUCACAAAAUUAAAAAUUAGCAGGAUUGGGUUUAAGUUGUGGUGGUGAAGGUGUGGCAGUAGAUUAGGAGGGUCUUUAUUUUCCAACUUUAUAUGAUUAGACAUAAGCAACUUUUUCUUGUAAGUCACUAGUCUGUGAUGUAAAAUGCCCAAAUAAAACUAUAAUUGAAGGCACCUUUAUGUUAACUUAUAUUUUUGUUACAGUAAACAAAUUGUUUACUUUUGCCUUUUUUGAAAGUUACCUAGAAUGUAGAGCAUCUGUGAACAACAUAGUAACUAAGUAAGCACAAGCCUUUCACAGUUCAGUUAAUGAUAAUUAGCUUUUAUACUAUAAAAGCUACUAUGUCGUCCCUUGAUGGUUAUGUGCUCAUGGUGUUUCCAUGCAGAAAAACAAAAUUGUAAAGCAUCUGAAAAAACUGUUACUGCACCAAGAUUUAUAAUAACUGGCUUUUGUUCAAUGGCUGAAAAAAAGUUCAAAGCCAUACUUUACAGAUCCUGUCCUGCGUUCAGCUGAGCUGAGGGUGUUUGACAACGUGCCAGAAAUAUGUAGCAUCUUCAGUAGAACACUCAGUACAUACAGUUUCUAUAAACAAGGUAUAUGAAGUACUACAGAACUAGAUGUUUCUGUUCUUAGACAAACCACAGGCAACUUUGUUGGCUUUGAUUGAGCUUUGCCUUGGGUCUAACCAGAGGCCAUGUAAAAGGGAGCAUUGUAGCUUUUAUAAUACAACUGGACUAUUCUACCAACUUACAGGAUUACAGAGCAGGUGCUUUUUAUUAAUUGAGAAGAGCUAAAGCUCAUUUUUGAUAGAUAAUAUAUAUUUAUUAAAUGUAUUAAUGUGUGUUUUAUAACGUGCCCUUUUUUCCGCUGAUUGUUGCAUACUGGUAUCUUAUUAAGUACAUCUUAAAAGGAUUUUCAAGACAAUCAAACCAUGAUGACUGUACAUAAGUAUACAAAACUACAAAGGUUGUAAAGCAUGGGCAAAUGUUUUAUUUUCAAAAUGCUGUUCUUAACAAGAAUAAAGGCUUUACUAUUUACUUACAA